AUGAACACUGACACCAUUUUCAGCAUCCUUGUGGUGUGCCUGCAAACGUGCCUUCACACAUUGGCUUUUCCGGGACAAGAUGCAUGUUCCGAGUGUGACAUUACGGGAGAUGAUCAGCGCUUUGACUGCCAUCCAGAGAAGUAUGCGAGCCAGGAGGCCUGUAUUGAACGAGGAUGCUGCUGGAGGGAGCAGACAGGUUCCCAAAUGAACGUACCCUCCUGCUACUACCCUUCGUCCUACACCGGAUACGAAGUGGAUGGAAUCCAGAGAGCACCGAGCGGUGUGACCGUACGCCUCCAAAGAAAGGUUCCGUCGGGAAUAGACGCCGACGUUCAGACAGUCUCAGUCGAAGUCGUCUUCCAUGCUCCUGAAGUGGCCAGGGUCACGAUCCAAGAUCCUUUGCAUGCCCGCUUUGUACCUCCUGUCCCGGAGAUCCAACAGGGGAGUUACGCCGAUGACCUCCAAUACGGAGUGGAUGUCACAUGUCAAGGGGACCUCAACAUUUACAGACUGGAUGCUUUGAGAACACCCAUAUUCAGAACCCAGCUAAAUAGGCUUGUCUUCACGGACCAGCUCCUCCAGCUUCCUCUAAUUCUUCCCUCCAAACGGAUGUACGGUUUGGGCGAACAUUACGCCCCGCUAAUGCUGCCCACCAACUGGAGCAGUUAUUACUUUUUUAAUAAUGGACUCGAGCCAGAGCCCAACAAAAACCUGUACGGCACCCAUCCUAUUUACAUUUGCUUGGAAGACGGAGGCACAGCGCACGGCGUCUUUUUACGGAACAGCAACGCUAUGGAGGUGCUGCUUCAGCCGACACCGGCUGCUGUCUUCCGGGCCCUGGGAGGCAUUUUCGAUUUCUUCGUCUUCGUGGGUUCCUCACCCGCUGCCGUUGUGCGCCAAUACAAGAGUGUGGUGGGGAUGCCCGCCAUGCCGCCCUACUGGGCUCUGGGAUUCCACCUGUGCCGCUACAACUAUGGCAGCCUAGAUCGCACCAGGGAAACAAUGCUCAACAAUAUACGAGUGGGCAUUCCGUUGGAUGUACAGUGGAACGAUAUCGACCACAUGGUUCAGCGAAACGGCUUCACCUACGACCACGUGAACUACGCGGGACUCCCACAGUUCGUGGACCAGCUUCACGCUCAAGGUCGACAUUAUGUCUUAAUUUUUGACGCGGCUGUGAGCGGAUCACAACCUCCAGGAACGUACCCACCCUACGACGACGGGAUUGCCAUGGACAUAUUUGUCAGAAAUUCAUCGGGAGACAUCAGCUACACCAAGGUAUGGAACCCGAUAAGCAGCGUGUUUCCAGACUUUUCCCAUCCGAAUGCCACAUCCUACUGGACAAAGCAGUUCCAACUCUUCCACGAUAAAAUCCCAUUCGACGGGGCAUGGCUCGACAUGAACGAACCGUUCGUCUUCGAACGUCUGUACCCCUGCCCCCUGCACUCCAAACUGGAAUAUCCCCCCUACGUACCCAGCAACGAGCCACUGCACAACAUGACUUUGUGUAUGACCGACAAGCAUUACAUUUCAAGCCAUUACAACGUCCACAAUGCGCACACGUACCUCGAAUCAGUGUCCACGUACCACGCCCUGAAGGUGAUACGGCGAAAGCGACCGUUCAUUAUAUCGAGAGCUACCUUCUCCGGCCAGGGGAAGUGGGCGGGGCAUUGGACGGGAGACACAGAUUCCGCCUGGGAAGACAUGAGAGCUACCAUACCAGCCAUGCUAAAUUUCGGCAUCUACGGCAUCCCUCUGGUGGGCGCAGACAUCUGCGGAUUCCACCGGAACACCACCGUGGAGCUGUGUGCUCGCUGGCACGCGCUCGGAUCCUUCUAUCCCUUUGCGAGGAACCACAACGACAAAGACACCAUAGACCAGGACCCGUUCAGCAUGGGGCCGACUGUAAUACAAGCAGCUCGGAAGAAUCUUCUCAAUCGUUAUAGUUUGCUUCCAUAUUUGUACACCCUCUUCUACGGGAGUCGUGCUUUUGGAGACACCGUUGCCAGGGCAAUGUUUUUCGAGUUUCCGCACGACCCGAAAACAUACGAAAUCGAGAGCCAGUUCAUGUGGGGAUCGGCGCUCUUGAUUAUGCCUGCUCUCUACCCGGUGAGUGCCGUUCUACCUAGAGGCCAGAAGUACGUCCGUGCCUACGUCCCAGGCGGCGUCUGGUAUAACCUCUACUCUGGUGCUCCCAUUGACAACGAAGUUGGAAGCCGAGCAAAGCCACUGACUCUGCUUGUUGCACUGGACAAGGGAGGAACCGCCCAGGGGCAAUUAUUCUGGGACGACGGAGAAUCGCUCGAUACUUUGGAGAAGGGCGAGUACUCACUCUUCGAUUUCGUGCUUGCGCAGGGAAGGCUGGAAGUGAUAUACAAACACUCGGGCUACGUAGCGGGCCUCUAUCUUGCCGAGAUCAAUGUAGCGGGUAUCGUAACUGCCCCACUGAAUGUCACUGCAGCGGGAGAGACCGUCGGUUUUAAAUACGAUACUGAUAACAAGCUACUGCGAAUAACGCUACAGUGCGGUACAGAAAUGAACCGUCACUUCGAUGUAUGGUGGUCAUAACUGGAGUUGGGCCAACAUCUUUUACUUAUUUUUUUUAUUUAUUUUUUACCAAGCAACCAACCAUGGAGGAACAUCGUCAUAUCAACUACAUACCUUCCGUAAAGUUACUAAACCUGGAAGUGCCCCUUCUUGUCCUCAUAAGCUGUGCAAAGGUGUAAACGGGUAUACACAAAGUACUACCGCCUCUUAGAAUUAUAAUCAGCCUCGCAAUUCCCCCUAGAAAUUUAGAAAAGACAGACAGCAUCGAAUGAAGCAUCCUAUAUUUGCAUACGAUACUGCCUGUAUGCAUACGCUUUACUUCUAUCAUGGUGUGUCAGCAUAAUGGCUGACACACCACGUGUAAAUCUGAUUAAUAUUUUCGUUAUUAUCAAUUCAAAUAUUAUCAAAUCAAAUCAUUUAUUUCCGUCAACACGCUCAUCCGGACCCCGUACACAGCGCAAGGAUGCAAGUCCAUACCCGGUCCUAAUUGAGUUUAUCCCAGUGUUCAGUAUCUGCUAUACUAUCUGCUUCUGAACAUGGUAACUUCAUGACCUUCACUUUUGCUACCAAGUUCGAAUAAGAGUUAUCCACCCGGC
Ornithodoros turicata is the source of this 3143-nucleotide messenger RNA. Its product is annotated as lysosomal alpha-glucosidase-like. Gene Ontology annotation, molecular function: carbohydrate binding; alpha-1,4-glucosidase activity. The coding region runs from base 1 to 2568 and encodes 855 amino acids. Lineage: Eukaryota; Metazoa; Arthropoda; Arachnida; Ixodida; Argasidae. Gene Ontology annotation, biological process: carbohydrate metabolic process. The transcript is spliced from 18 exons. The record is from RefSeq and is a predicted model, not a curated record.